AUGGGGGAAGCAGUGCAUUAUGAGUGGUCCCCUAGCCCGACAAAUAAUCGGGACUCAGGUUUACUCCCUCAGGCUACUCGGCCUAUUUCAGGGUCUGGCUUGCCCGUGGUCGGGACUGGAGAUUCAGACUUGGUUGGUGACAUCUCAUCCCACUCGCAAGACUCCGAUGAAAACAGUCCAUCUGGAGACCUGAAGUUUGAUGAGCUUGAAACAUCACCAGACGCACACGACGAGUCUCCUCCACAGUCGGAAGCAGCAAGCACUCAAGCUCCAGGAACAGGAGCAGCUGAGGAAGGCGUCAACGACAGCUGUGAAGACGAAGCAUCUGGCGAUGCCGCGGCAGCAGCUCCAGAAGCAGCAGCAGAUGACGAGGAUGACGACUCCGACAGCAACUUCGGCCAUCUUGUUUAUGACGUUGUACAUAGUGGUCAAGAGAGCACCGUGACAAAUGCCGAGACCACAAGCGCCGAGCCGCAUGAUGCUCAUGCAGCUGCUGGAGAAUUAGCUGAGAAACAUAAAGUGGAAAGGCAAGGGCGUUCGAGGUGGAUGGGGCCGCUGGCUGGGGACUUGGAAACUGCCGGCAAGAAAAUAACGAGCGUCGUAGGAAAAUCUUAUGUGUCAGCAAACCCACGAGUAGGAGGACUAUCAGGUGAGGCUGCUUCCAGCAGCUCAAAGGCAUCUCAACCUGUGGAGAGCAGGGGUUAUAGAUCGAAGUUGGCCUUGGGGGAUUCGAAUUCUCCCCACUAUAAAGAUUUGGGAAAACCUUAUGACUUUCCGAAUCUCAAGGCAGACAACUACGCAUUCCUACGAGCAAAGCUACUAAUGCUUCAAGCACACUUGGAUAGCCUGUGCUCUCCCCAUGACAAACCAUUUCAAGCUAAGGUCGAGGCGGACUGUAAUAUACCCGGCGUUGGUACAGUGACGUUGCAUAUUGAGAUUGUGGAGGAAGAUGUGAAAAAUCAAAACUUCUUAAGCCAAUUUGCACGCGAUUUGUUGGCGCUAAUAGAAGAGCUGAGCCUCAAGGUUUUAAAGCAUGCACAACAGACAAAACGUAUGUGGACCUGA
This is a messenger RNA of Eimeria necatrix, 1065 nucleotides long. RefSeq lists its product as hypothetical. The record is from RefSeq and is a predicted model, not a curated record. The transcript is spliced from 7 exons. NCBI's taxonomy places the organism in Eukaryota, Apicomplexa, Conoidasida, Eucoccidiorida, Eimeriidae. The coding region runs from base 1 to 1065 and encodes 354 amino acids.